This is a messenger RNA of Paraphaeosphaeria sporulosa, 2098 nucleotides long. Its product is annotated as chaperonin GroL. The coding region runs from base 108 to 1847 and encodes 579 amino acids. Gene Ontology annotation, molecular function: ATP binding; ATP-dependent protein folding chaperone; protein-folding chaperone binding. Gene Ontology annotation, biological process: protein import into mitochondrial intermembrane space; apoptotic mitochondrial changes; mitochondrial unfolded protein response. Gene Ontology annotation, cellular component: mitochondrial matrix; mitochondrial inner membrane. Lineage: Eukaryota; Fungi; Ascomycota; Dothideomycetes; Pleosporales; Didymosphaeriaceae. The record is from RefSeq and is a predicted model, not a curated record. The transcript is spliced from 3 exons.
UCCCCCCCCUACAUCCUCAUCUCUCUCCUUUCCAUUGCAUUGAGCUGGAGUAAAGGAGCACGGCUUGAGCUUCGGUACAUCUCUAUCUCUAUUUCCCUUCCAUCACAAUGCAGCGCUUCGCAACCAGGGCGCGCACUUCGGCGCUGAAGAGCUCCCGGAGCUUUAACCUCCAGCAGCAGAGGUUCGCACACAAGGAGCUCAAGUUCGGCGUCGAGGGCCGCGCAGCUCUCCUGAGGGGUGUUGACACACUUGCAAAGGCCGUCUCCACAACUCUCGGGCCUAAGGGCCGGAAUGUCUUGAUCGAGUCGAGCUACGGCUCGCCCAAGAUCACCAAGGAUGGUGUCACUGUCGCAAAGGCCAUCACCCUCCAGGACAAGUUCGAGAACCUCGGCGCACGCCUUCUCCAGGAUGUCGCCUCCAAGACCAACGAGGUGGCCGGUGAUGGUACUACCACUGCUACCGUCCUCGCUCGCGCCAUCUUCUCCGAGACGGUUAAGAACGUUGCCGCCGGCUGCAACCCCAUGGACCUGAGGCGAGGAACCCAGGCUGCCGUCGAGGCGGUCGUCGAGUACCUCCAGGCCAACAAGAAGGACAUCACUACCAGCGAGGAAAUCUCACAGGUCGCCACCAUCUCCGCGAACGGUGACACUCACAUUGGCAAGCUUCUCUCUAACGCCAUGGAGAAGGUUGGAAAGGAGGGUGUCAUCACCGUCAAGGAGGGCAAGACCAUUGAGGACGAGCUUGAGGUCACUGAGGGCAUGAAGUUCGACCGUGGCUACAUCUCUCCCUACUUCAUUACCGACACCAAGUCCCAGAAGGUUGAGUUUGAGAAGCCCUUGAUCCUCCUCUCCGAGAAGAAGAUCUCCGCCGUCCAGGACAUUGUCCCCGCUCUCGAGGCCUCCCAGCAGCUCCGCCGACCGCUCGUCAUCAUUGCUGAGGACAUUGAAGGUGAGGCUCUCGCUGUCUGCAUCCUCAACAAGCUCCGUGGUCAGCUCCAGGUUGCCGCCGUCAAGGCUCCUGGCUUCGGUGACAACAGGAAGUCCAUCUUGGGCGACCUUGCCGUGCUCAGCAACGGUACCGUCUUCAGCGAUGAGCUCGACAUCAAGCUCGAGAAGUGCACUCCCGACAUGCUCGGCUCCACUGGCUCCAUCACCAUCACCAAGGAGGACACCGUUCUUCUAAACGGCGAGGGAACCAAGGAUGCCGUUGCCCAGCGCUGCGAGCAGAUCCGCGGCGUUAUGAAUGACCCCACCACUUCCGAAUACGAGAAGGAGAAGCUCCAGGAGCGUCUUGCCAAGCUCUCCGGUGGUGUCGCCGUCAUCAAGGUCGGCGGUGCCUCCGAGGUUGAGGUUGGUGAGAAGAAGGACCGCAUCGUCGAUGCAUUGAACGCCACUCGUGCUGCCGUUGAGGAGGGUAUCCUCCCCGGUGGUGGCACUGGUCUCCUCAAGGCCUCCGUCAACGCUCUCGGUGGCGUCAAGGCUGCCAACUUCGACCAGCAGCUUGGUAUCACCAUCGUCAAGAACGCCAUCACGGCGCCCGCCCGCAAGAUUGUCGAGAACGCUGGGGCUGAGGGAUCCGUCGUUGUCGGCAAGCUCACUGACGAGUUCGCCAACGACUUCAACAAGGGAUACAACAGCGCCCAGGGUGAGUACGUCGACAUGAUCAAGGCCGGUAUCCUCGACCCCUUCAAGGUCGUCAAGACUGCCCUCCGCGACGCCAGCGGUGUCGCCUCUCUUCUCGGCACCACUGAGGUUGCGAUCGUCGACGCACCUGAGGAGAAGGGCGCCGCACCACCCAUGGGCAUGGGUGGUAUGGGCGGCAUGGGAGGAAUGGGUGGCAUGAUGUAAAAGCCGCCUGCGACCGACUAAUAUUCUAAUACCCCCGUUCCACUAUACCCUCUUUUAGUCCUCGAGUCUUUCCCAGCGCUGGUCUGUACAUGAUACGGGUUUGGUACUCCACUCUUCUUCUCCCCUGUCUUUGUAGUCCUGUUUGAAAAGCGUGGCAUUAUCUGUAAUUUUGUGGAUUUGUACAAUAUUGUGUAUCUAGAAAGCCUUGGGAAGGACGAGAUGUAAAAGCGAUCAAGGAAUGCGAAGACGUU